UGCUUGCCGUUGGUUGUAAAGCUUCACACUACAGACUAGAGAGCUGAGAGGAAGCAGAGUGAAACACCGCGGAGCUGAACUCCUUCUUGUUGCAGACUGAACUGAACUGCGACCGGCGGUCUGCGGCUCUGGACGCAGACGGACGGCGGCUACACACAGACACAGAGACCGGGUUGUAGUUAAACCUCCGAGGACCUGAAACCCAACACCAACCGUCCGUUGUCUUCACCCAACUGACGUCUAAACUUCUGCUCCAAACUUUCGGCGGUUUGUUCUCCUCGGUGUGUGAAGUGAAGUCGUUACCGUCUCGCUGGCCUGUAAACCGACACACAGACGCGUCCACAUGUUUCUGCCUUGUUAGUGAGCUAGUUUACACAACAACCAGGUGAGCAGGCCAGCGACCUGCGCAGGUAACUCGGGUUAGUUUACCUGGACGCUCCCGUUGCCGAGCACCAGGAUCUCAGGAUGGAUCUACCAGCAGAGAGAGAGACCCGGCGGCGGCGGAGGGACGUGAUUAACCGGAGGAAAACACCGGUGGAUACCGUGUACACCGUCGGUAUUAUCUGCCUCCAAGUUCUGUCCAUCCAGGCUGCCGCCAUCCAGUUCACCAAGGAGCCCAAGUCCCAGGAUGCCUUGCACGGCCGCAGCGCCAUGCUACGCUGCGAGGUCAGCGAUCCAACCGACAUCAGUUACGGCUGGCAUCACAACGGCCAGCCCCUGGAAAGCAGCGAGAGGCGCUUCCAGGAGGGCAGCAACCUCAAGUUCACCGCUGUGGAUCGGCAGCUGGAUGCGGGGAACUUUGAGUGCGUCGCACGAAACGAGGUCGCGGGAGAGGUGCUCCACUCCACCAAAGCCUCCUUCAAUAUCAAGUGGUUAGAAAGUGGCGGCGUGACUUUGAAGGAGCCCGCCUCAGAAGGGGAGAUCGAGAGCUCUGCGCCGGUCACGUUACGCUGUCAUAUUGAUGGACACCCACGGCCGACGUGCCAGUGGUUCAAGGACGGGGUGAAGCUGACAGAGAAGAGCCACCAGAUCAACAACAAGGAGAGGACGCUCACCUUUACGAGUGCCAGUCCGGACGAUAACGGCCUGUACUACUGCUGCGCCAAGAAUGCAGCUGGGCACGUCUGCAGCAACAGCAAUUUCACUCUCAAUAUUAUAGAUAAGAGUUUUCCGCGGCCGGUGGUCACUCCUGAGGACCAGGUGGUGUUGAGGAACGAGGAGGCCGCGUUCCACUGCCAGUUCACCGCCGACCCGGCCCCAACGCUGGAGUGGUACCACGAAAACGAGCUGCUGGCGAACAAGUCUCGUGUGAUCCUGUUAUCCAACGGCACAGUGCUGAUCACCCAGGUGAAGCCCAGGAACACUGGGACCUACAAGUGUGUUGGCCGCGGCGUCAGCGGAUCCCAUGUUGCCCUGGAGGCCUCCCUCCUCAUAGCUGAGAUCGACGACAUGGUGCCCAAGAUGUCGAAGGUUUUCACAUCGGACACCCUGCAGCGGGUGGCCUGUCGCCCCCCACGCGGCCGGCCCGAGCCCGAGGUCUGGUGGGAGAGAGAAGGUCAGCGGGUGCCCACGGAGGGCAGAGUGUACCAGGAUGGUCUUGAUCUGGUCUUCAGUCCCACAGAGGAAGGAGACUCAGGCACCUACACCUGCGUGGCCCAGAACAGAGCAGGACGCAAGACACAGGAGGUCACCUUCACCGUGGCCACUGCUCCAGUGUGGGUAACGAGGCCUCAGGACAGCCACCUAGAGGAGGGAAAACCAGGUUAUCUUCACUGUCACGCUCAGGCCAACCCUGAACCUGAGGUCACCUGGCUCCGCAACAACAUCAUGGUCACACCAGAGGACCCUCGUUUUAAGCUGUUCCCUAACGGCACGCUCAGGAUCAACAACGUGGAGGUGUACGACGGACAGAUGUACGGCUGUGAAACCAAGACUGUAGGCGGCCGACUCUCCGGGCAAGCUAGAGUCAUUGUGCUCGAGAAGCUGAAGUUCACCCCGACCCCCCAGCCUUCUCAGUGCCUGGAGCUGGAUAACAAGAACGCCAUCCAGUGCUCGGCUAAAGGCCAAGAGAACCCGACCAUCCGCUGGACCAAAGCAGACGGAGGAGAGCUGCCGCCCCGGGUGGAGCAGAGGAAAGGCAAGCUCCACUUCUCCAAAGUCACCCGCAGCGACGCCGGCAACUACACCUGCAUCGCCUCCAACAGCCUCCAGGGGGAGAUCAGAGCCCUGGUGACCUUCAUAGUUGCAGUGUACAUUCGCUUUAAGGUGGACCCAGAGAAUACGACGGUGUACCAAGGUCACACAGCCAUCCUGCACUGUCAGGCCACCGGCGACCCCGAGCCUCACAUCCACUGGAUGGUCAAAGACAAGACGCUGGACAUCAGUAAGAACAGGAGGUUCCAGAAGAUGCCCAAUGGCUCCUUGGUGAUAUUAGAUGUUACUACAGAUGACACGGGCAGAUACACAUGUGUGGCCGGAAACAGCUGCAGUAUCGAAGACCGUGGGGCUCAGCUGUAUGUAGUGGAAAAACCAGUGCAUCACUUGGAUGAAGAAGACAUGGACAAGGCUCCCUACAAGAUGAUCCAAACCAUCGGUCUGUCAGUGGGAGCGGCCGUGGCUUACAUCAUCGUCGUGCUCGGACUCAUGUUCUACUGCAAAAAGAGACGCAACUCCAAAAGGCUGCAGAAAGGCCAGGACGGAGAGGAGCCGGAGAUGGAGUGUCUCAACGGAGGGGCCGUUCAACAAAAUGGCCACACCACCGCUGAGAUCCAGGAAGAGGUGGCACUCACCAACAUGGGUACCAUAGCAACAACCGAGAAACGCCACAGCCAUGUCAACAACGAUAAGCUCCACUUUGCCCGAGCAAACCUACAAACCAUCACGACUUUAGGCAAAGGGGAGUUCGGCGAGGUGCUGCUGUGCAAGGCGAAGGGUAUCGAGGAGAGCGAGGAGGAGACGGUGGUGUUGGUGAAGAGCCUGCAGACCAGAGACGAGCAGCUCCAGCUAGACUUCCGCCGCGAAGCCGAAAUGUUCGCCAAGCUCAGCCACCCCAACGUCGUCCGCCUGUUGGGCCUUUGUAGGGAGGCCGAGCCCCACUACACCAUCCUAGAGUACUACGACCUGGGAGACCUAAAGCAGUUCCUGAGAAUUUCCAAAAGCAAAGAUGACAAGGUCAAAUCUCAACCUAUCAGCACCAAGACCAAAGUUUCCAUCUGUGCCCAGGUGGCUCGUGGGAUGGAGCAUCUGUCCAAUCACCGCUUCGUUCACAAAGACCUAGCCGCCCGAAACUGCCUGAUCAACAGUCAGAGGCGUGUUAAAGUGUCAUCGCUCAGCCUCAGCAAGGACGUCUACAACAGUGAGUACUACCACUACAGACAGGCAUGGAUCCCGCUGCGCUGGCUCCCAUCAGAGUCUGUGUUUGAAGACGACUUCUCCACCAAGUCUGACGUGUGGGCCUUCGGAGUGUUGAUGUGGGAAGUGUUCAGUCACGGCGAAAUGCCAUAUACCAAACUGAGCGAUGAUGAGGCGCUGGAAGCUCUGCAAACCGGGAAGCUGAAGCUGCCCGUUCCAGACGGAUGCCCCUCCAAAAUCUACAAGCUCAUGGCCCGCUGCUGGGCGCUAAGCCUCAAAGAGCGCCCCUCCUUCACCGAAAUCGUCCACACCCUGGGAGAGGUGCCCUCUGACAGCAAAGUCUGAGACGCCCACAUCAGAGGGGAACUUUGACCAACCCCCAAAAAACUAAAGACAGGAGUGCUGGAUUAUUAGUCUCAAACAUUUCAGGGAAGAGGGUUGAGGAGGAGGAAACACUUUUUUUAAUAUGCAUUUCAAGCAGUGGGUGUGUGGAUAAGACUUCUUUGGUAUAUCAGUGGAAACGCACUCACGUUUGUGUGAGCGGCUUCUCGUGAGCAGUGCCAGGAGUCUACGUUUGCCUUAACCGCAGCGUGGAUGACGCUCCCCUCGGGGUUCCCCGUCUGUGGUUCCACUGUGACCCUGCCUGCCCGUCUGCGGCCGCUCUGACCCUGAGACGCUUUGUUUCACGGAGCCUCACAACCUCAGUGCCUCUACGCCUCCACACACACACACACACACACACACACACACUCACCCAGACCUCCGACUGCUUUGUAGUAAGGUACAGUGCUCUCUCUGGCUCAGAUCAAUAGAAAAUAUUGGUUGGACAUUUAGGAAAAAAAACUGAAAUUUAGACUCACUGCUCUGUCAUGUCUGAAAGAAUAUUGAAGGGAAAGUGGGACGUAUCAAUGGAGCAUUGAAGCUUCAACCACUUCGGAGUGUGUUGAACGAGAUCGUUUCAACUGGUCUGCUUGAAAAUCCAGCUGCAUCCUGAGUCCACCACCCUGAUCCUGGAGGAGACGAUCCUCCAAAGUGUGUGUGUGUGUGUGUGUGUGUGCCACCGAACUGUUCCCACGCUACAGUGUACGUUCAAAGAAGAAGUGGAAUAGGGUUUGCAUGAAGGUUCGUCGUCUUGUCACGCUCGUGAUUUGCGACGCGAGGAAAACUUGUGGAAAAAGUAAUCCGUGUUAUGGUAACACUUCAGGAAAAAAAAAAAAAAGAUAACAGCCAAGGAAUAUAUUGAAUAGAUGAGAUUGUGCCAGUGUGGGCUUUGUACGUUUUUACGAGUGUGUUCUGUUCUUGUAUUAACUUUGAGGUGCUUAUUGGUAACACAGACCUAUUGGGUAAGAAACACCCGUUAUACCACAUUAAUCAUGUUGCAGGCAUGCAGCCUAUCACUGUGUUAUUAACCUGCGACAUCAUUUUCUCCAGAGGUCCAAUCACAGUUUUCCUCCAGGUCCAGUUGUUUUUGUGCAAUGCUGCAAAGUGGACCAUCACACCAGGCAAUGUGUACAUAAUGUAGAAGCCAUGCACUAACUUCACUUAAAACAAUAUCUCUCUUUAUCUCUAUCAUGUUGUGUAGUAGGACAUGCAGGUGCCUGUUUAUUUAUGAUGAAGGUCCUGUCUUUUUUUAACUAUGUUUAUAACAGAAAGGUACUUCUCUGAUGCUAUGUAUUCAUUCUCACGGUCCAUCUCAGCAGGCGUUCAGUCUGGUAACCGGCUGAAUACGCGAACACAAAGUACACAGGAGGUCAAAAAAGUGACGGCUGGUCACCAGUACUCAUUAAGUGCCUGGUAAAUGAAGGAUUAUCUUAACUGUUUCCCUCUUUUUUUUCUUUUUUUUUUUUACAUUAUCUAAUCAAAUGCAAUGGCCUUUUGUUUAUGAACUUGUUUUUAUACGUUGUUUUUAGUGUAAUGUUUUGUUUUUAUGAAUGCUAGGCACUCACACCUAGACCUCUUUUUUUAAUCUGCUUCAGCAAAUGUUCACAAUAAUCACAGAUAUAUAUACAAAAGUAUACAUGCUGCUGUCAAUAAAGGUUCACAGUGUUUUUACCCAA
Molecule: messenger RNA, 5408 nt
Organism: Sebastes umbrosus (honeycomb rockfish)
Lineage: Eukaryota; Metazoa; Chordata; Actinopteri; Perciformes; Sebastidae
Gene: ptk7b
Product: protein tyrosine kinase 7b
Exons: 20
Coding region: 466-3696 (1076 amino acids)
Biological process (GO): protein phosphorylation; homophilic cell-cell adhesion; synapse organization
Cellular component (GO): plasma membrane; axon; neuronal cell body
Molecular function (GO): axon guidance receptor activity; protein kinase activity; ATP binding
Source: RefSeq, a predicted model, not a curated record